GGCGGCGGGCAGGCGUGGCGGCGCCUCGUCCGCUCGACGCCGAGCCCCGGCUCCUGUCUGCCGGAGCUGGGGGCCGCCGGGCCCUCCGCUGCCUCCGCUCCCCGGGCUUUGCCUUGGGUGGAAGUGUCGCGGGUGGCGGUGGUAGCGGCCCCCGGGUCCCAGCCGGAGCGGGAUCAGUUGCCGUUAGGGCUUGAGGAUGGGGAAAAAAGGUGUCUGCCCGGGGAGCGGGGCAUGCCCGGGGUGAGCGAGAGGCAGCAGCAACGAGGAUUCUUCGUGUUCCUUUUGGGAUGCGGAGGCUCAUAGACAGAGGGGAUGGGGGAGUAGGAGGUUUGAUUUUUUUUUUUUCUAUUUUUUAUUCUGUGAAAUUGAACUGGUCACCUGUCUCAGAUCUCGAGACUGAAGUAAACUUGAGAAGGCUUAGAAGAGCAGGAUCUGUUUACUUGUUUCCUGACUGGCAGUAGGAAUUUCUUCUCCUGUUCUUUUCUGGCUGCUGUACCGUUACAGGUGUUCCUUCUGAACUGAGAUGUACGAAAAGUUUCAGAUGCCUCUGGAUGUUCAAUGAUAGCACUCCUCCAUACUGGAGCAGCAAAGUUUCCCCAAAACUUACUUCCAAGGGCAAGACAAGCUGUGUGCUCCCUCCUCCCAGCUGGUGUUCUCAAAGGCUACAGCUCCAUCGUAAGCAGGAAACUGGCGUCCCACGGCUUUGGAGCUUCCAUGGCAGCAAUGUCAUCCUUCCCUCCACAGAGAUAUCACUACUUCUUAGUGCUGGAUUUUGAGGCUACGUGUGAUAAACCACAGAUCCAUCCUCAGGAAAUCAUCGAAUUCCCUAUCCUGAAGCUGAAUGGCAGGACGAUGGAGAUUGAAUCCACCUUUCACAUGUAUGUUCAGCCUGUGGUGCAUCCCCAGCUUACGCCCUUCUGUACAGAGCUGACUGGGAUUAUUCAAGGCAUGGUGGAUGGGCAGCCGAGCCUCCAGCAAGUGCUUGAGAGGGUUGACGAGUGGAUGGCGAAGGAAGGCCUCUUAGAUCCCAGCGUCAAGUCGAUUUUUGUGACCUGUGGAGACUGGGAUUUGAAAGUGAUGUUACCAGGACAAUGCCAGUACUUAGGGCUGCCGGUUGCUGAUUACUUCAAACAGUGGAUUAAUCUGAAAAAGGCGUACAGCUUUGCCAUGGGGAGUUGGCCAAAGAACGGGCUCUUAGACAUGAACAAAGGACUGAACCUACAGCACAUAGGGAGGCCUCACAGCGGGAUAGACGACUGUAAGAACAUCGCCAACAUCAUGAAGACACUGGCCCAUAGAGGCUUCAUCUUCAAGCAGACCUCCAAACCCUUUUGAUCCCCAAGGCAAGCCAGGCAAGGGCUGCAUGCGCCCGGCGCCGGUGAGGCGGGGAGGACGGGCUCCAGCAUUAAAAUAAAAACGGCAACCGAGGCCAGAGGAACCGAUACAAAAAAAAAAAAAAAAAAAAAAAAAAAAAUCUCAAUUUCAGCUGUUAACUCCAGUAGAGGUUGUAUAUAUGGGAAGGCAAAUCUGUGUAGACCUGAUGUGACUCCCUCUCUGGGCUGCUCCGGACAUUAUGCCAUGCUAGCGGACAGCCGCGUAGGGCGCUUGCACCACAUUUUAGACUUGUAGUUUGUUCUUUUUCUUUGGCUCCUAAUUUCCGUCCCUCCCUCCAUAUCCCACCCCGUCCUCCCUUUCCCACCCCGUAGCCAGAGCAUCCCCCAUCUCCUCCCCGGCAUGGGCCGUCCCCGCCUUCCCUUCUUCUUUCUUUUCUCUGGUUUUAUGUUUUCAGGCCUCGACGGCUGCUGCAGCGAGGCCGGCGCUCGCCCAUGCCCGGGCUGCGCUGACAGAGGCUCAGCACUAUCGAGACGGCCCCUCGCCCUCCCCGCCAGCCCCCCCGCCUCUCCCUCGAGCGCCUUUUCCCCUUUUUGAGUCAACACUAACCCCUCUCUGACUCCUGUAUGUGACAAACGCGAUCCGUCUCUUUAUGUUCAAGGUGAAGUGCCUGUAUUCUCCGCUGCAGAGCCCCUGGCAGCCCCACAGUGGGCUGCGGGGCCCGGAGGGCUCCCUUCAGUGGGGCAGGGGCCCGGCGGGUGGGCAGGCGGCAGGAGGGAGGUGACAGUGUCCGCACGGAGCCCCAUCCCGUCCCCGUCCCCUCUGCUCGUGCCUCUUGCGGGGCUGGGUGGGAUGCCCAGCCCUGCCCCGGCCCCGCCGACCGCUCUCAGCUCCACCGGGGCCAGGCCCGCCGCAGCACCACGUCCAUUGCCGGCGGUGGACGUGCCAGCGCGCGCUGGCCCCCGGCCCACAGGUACCCGAGCAGGGGAGCUGCAAAUUGCUCCAGGCCCCUGACCCCGCUCCCCUCUGACCCUGUCCGGCCUCCCUCAGUUCCCGAACUGAGGCUCAGCCCCCGUGUGCCCAUGGUCCCUGCAGGCCGUGCCGUGCCCCUCGCAGGUCCCCACGGACGCUCAGCAGCAGCUGGCUUGUUGCCUGAGAGAGUUGCCGAGCACAUCCCCUCCGGCUGGGUGGGCUCCCGGCCGGCCAGAGCGGUUGGGGGGCAGCUGUGGGGCAGGCUGAGGGCGUGCGUGUGUGUGUCCCCCCCCCCAGUGUCACCCAGCCCCGGGGCCCUGCUGAAUGGAGCCCUCAUCCGGGCGCUGACCUGCAGGGAGGCUGCAGCCCUGGGCCCGUGCGUGCAUGGCCUGGAGCAAAGCCGGUGACGGCAGCCAGAAGGGCAAUACAGGCACUGAACUUGGCGGUACAUGACUGCAUGGUGUGUGGUGUUCCAGUUAAACCAACCGAUAAUGCAAACCCAGCAUUUUCAUUGUCUAGUUAUUCCAAUCCUUGCUGUAAAUGUGCCACAUGAAUAAAGUUUGGGGGUAAAGGAGCCCGGGCUGUGCCC
Grus americana (Whooping crane) is the source of this 2893-nucleotide messenger RNA. It is a transcript of the gene ERI3, whose product is annotated as ERI1 exoribonuclease family member 3. Bases 559 to 1335 code for a protein of 258 amino acids. Gene Ontology annotation, molecular function: nucleic acid binding; 3'-5'-RNA exonuclease activity. The record is from RefSeq and is a predicted model, not a curated record. Lineage: Eukaryota; Metazoa; Chordata; Aves; Gruiformes; Gruidae. Gene Ontology annotation, biological process: exonucleolytic trimming to generate mature 3'-end of 5.8S rRNA from tricistronic rRNA transcript (SSU-rRNA, 5.8S rRNA, LSU-rRNA). The transcript has 8 exons.